ACAAUUGUUUGGUAUACACUUGCCUAUUAUGUUGCGAUAGUUGUUAGGUAAUGUUAUUUCUAGUUAAUAGCGACUUUAAAAUGCUAUCCUCUUUAAGUACCACAUUACAUGUGCGGAUAAGAAAUACAUGACUGACGUUUUAUUUCAUAGUUAAAAAUGAAGUAGACCACCAUCUGAAUCAGAUCGUUAUUCACUUCUUCUCUAUUCGUUAUGACGCGUCCCGUUUUGCACCGAACACUAUCAAAGUACAUGCAAUUUUUACUAAUAAAGUGGAAAACUAUGAGUCUUUUUUAUUCCCUCCCCUAUUCCUUUGAUCCUUGGCUAAUCAUAUUUCUAUUGCAGGUUUUUAUUUUUUUUUUUUCAUUUUUUUAG
This is a messenger RNA of Acanthoscelides obtectus, 372 nucleotides long. Lineage: Eukaryota; Metazoa; Arthropoda; Insecta; Coleoptera; Chrysomelidae. The record is from the annotation of a GenBank genome assembly.